Symbiodinium sp. CCMP2456 is the source of this 1992-nucleotide messenger RNA. Lineage: Eukaryota; Dinophyceae; Suessiales; Symbiodiniaceae. The record is from the annotation of a GenBank genome assembly.
AUGACGUGGUUACAGGACUACGACUGGGAUGCCAUGAGCCCAGCUGACAGGCAGCUGGUGGAUGACACUCGCCGGAAGAACCGAAGCCAUGUGGGCACGCGCCCCGAUAUAUUGCGGGAGUAUGCCACGCACCGUAAUUUCAUUGAGAACGCAAAGUACGUUCUUAAUAAUAUUAAGGAUGCGCAGGAGGCCGGCAUUCAGCAGAUUGCUGUACACACAGUGUGCGUGGCCAACAGACACAGAUCUGUUGCGGGUUGCGUCUUGAUCUUUGAUUUGGUUCGCCGCAUCGAGGACGCCUCUGUUAGCCUCACUCAUAUGAAUGCAGCGCACUCGUGGCCCUAUAUGGGCAGGCAGUCGUGCAAGGGCCAGUGUAUGUACUGCCGGCGCGGGACCACUGACAUAGUCAAUGAGGUGGCGCGCCUUUGCGACAUGUUUGUCGAUGCCGUCUAUACAGACGGGCCCAUCCGCGAGAACGCCACAUUGGUGGUAGAGCCAGAUUCAGCCCGCCCAAGAAGGGCGAGGACAUAUGCCGAGCUCUUCAAUGAGCAGCAGGUCGCGCUCGGCAACGUUGAGGCCCCUAUAACAGGAGUCGGACUUCUUGACCAGCCUCCAAGGCCUGGAGAGACAGCUACGCAGGCUGCGACCCGCAUGGGCUUGGCUGGUAAGACCCACACAUCGUAUGUGGCGAAGUUCAACCCUGACAGUUUGACCGGUGCUAUGAAUCGCACCGUGAACGCGCCGAAAGGGGCGCCGGUGCCCUCAGUUACCUUCACCACAGGCAUGGGUCCAGGUUCUGAGGCUAAGUCGAGCGGCAGCAAAGCACCGCCAGCCACGUCGCCGAAGGUUGAGGCAAAGGCCCGUCCGCUCAUAGCAGCGAGUGACCCUGCCAAGGCCAAGGCACCGUCGGUUUCUUCCGCCACAGUGCGUGCCCUGGCAGCGCAGAUCAAAGAUCUGCAGGAUGCCAACCAUAUGUUGGAGAGCGCCGCCGAUGACCUUCGCAACGCUCUACAUGAUGUUCGCAGGGAGAUGAGGCGUGGGAAGAUCUCGACGAAACACGUCGAAGGGCCGAUCGUGCAGAAGAUCGCCUUGCUCGGAGUGCCACGCGAUCACACACGUGAUCGAGAUCGCCGGGCACUCAGCAACCCGAGAGAGCGCAGCGAGCCGCCGCAGGCAGUGCAUCCAGACCAUCCGCCGCCGGGCCACAGAGCCGCAGGGAACCCUGCCAUGGAUGGAGGAGGCAAGGCGGGGGGCAAAGGCACCCGGAGGUUGACUCCCUAUGAUGAGGUCGACGAUGAUGAGUGGGAGAACCCCGGCCCACCGGGUCCUUUAAGGACACCGCCAGCAUCGCCGGAGCCACCGCGCUUCCGAGAGCCUUAUGAUCGGUAUCCAAACCGGAACGACCCGCGUCGCACCCUCACAAGACAUGAGUAUUUUCAUGACGAGCGCGACAUGUGGACGGAUCACGACUGGGCUCGUUUCCACGUGGAAAAUCCACGUAAGCCGAAGGCAGUGAAUGCGAUAGGCCACUUGUUUACCUGCCACGAGGAUCCCUCCGUGGACUCGGCGUGGCGGUACGAGGGUACGUGUUGCCCAUGCGGCGCACUCCCCAAUUCAGUGCCACCGGAACACGGCGAGGAAGCGGAACAGCAGUGCCCCGGAACACCGCCUUCCGCGGAGGGAGCCCACGUCAUCUUGUGGUUGUUUCCUCUAGUAUUUGCCGCCAGUACCGAGCCAAAAGGGCUCGAGCAUCACGAAGAUGUAGACAUGGAAGACGUGCAGGAAGAGGAGGACGACGACGACCAGGCCAUAGUGCCUGUGGAGGCUGACCCAGAUGCAGCUAUGGCGCCAGCCACCCCGAGCACAGUCUCGGCGACUGAUCCAGCUCCGGUCCCGGCAAAUGCCGCAGAGGAGCCUGCAGUAGCCGCAGCUGCCGACCUGGGCACAGCCCCAGAGCUCGCUGUCUCACCCAAGGAGGAGAGCGCUGAGAACGAU